AUGUCGAAACCGCAAGGUCUUGGCAUUACGACCAAUUCGAUGGCGUAUCCAGAUACAAGGAACCACUCAGCUAGAAGAUAUCAAUAUAUCCCUGUUUCAAUUGACCACACUCAACAUCCUGGUUCUCAAAGCAUCCGCGGAGAAAAUAAUCCCUCAGUCGGACCUUCUCAUCAAUCAGGUUCCUCAAUUAACGUCAGUAGCCAUGUCCCAUCUAAUCGAGGACUCGAUAUCUCCGGCGAUAACAUCGCACACUCUGGAGCUAGGCGCUCACAUGACAAGUUGCCCAGCCUCUACAAAUUUUUUAGUAUUGAAGCACCGCUUCAGUCCCUUGGCUCUCCUAGUACUUCUGCCGUUCCUCGGCAGUUCAAGGCUCGGCAUUCAAUUCCCUACGACGGCCCUUCGUCAUCCAAGAAUGCUUUAUACACUUCGAUUGAUGGAUCUCGCCCAGGCUCUUCAAGCUCGACUAUCCAAUACCCUUCUUUGCCGAAGCCCGCUCCACGUUCCUCGGUUGAUGCCGAUGUCCCAUCCGAACCCACUUCUCAGAUAUUUCUAACAAAAUCGGAAAGAAGCGAUAAAGUAAGUCCAAGAGUUUUCGGCGAUAUGUAUAAUCGCAUGAUGAACGACUUCAACAUGUUGAGGAUCUGUCUCCUUGGGUUUGCUACUGCUCAUCCUGAGAGCUACUCCUCAGAGGUAGCCGCGUAUCUUUCAGUUACCGAAGCAUUCGCCCACCAACUCUUCUUAUCCGAACGUCGCAUGUCCCAGUUGCCUUUCUCAAAGCGCGAGCGUGAAGAUCUCGUGCCGAUUUAUCAUUCUAUUUAUAGCUCAUACCAUGGAUUGGACAUUGGGAAUGGUAGUUUUAUUCGUCACUUCGUCCUUCACGCUAUCAAGAUUAUGCGACAGGACAUUCGAACCAUUGAGAAUCAUGAGCUUUUCCAAGACGCCAGAAAAAAGAGAAAGCCACGCUAUACCCAAGAGGAAGACUUCGACCCAACUGGGAAUCGUAUCGCCUUUGACUGUGAACUCCGCAAGCUUGAGCAAGAGUUGAGAGGUAUUGUUGGUCCGUUUUCGGAAUCGGAUGCUAUGUUAUAUUGGCGAAAACAACCAGGUAACUAUGCUGGGCCUUUGAUCAAAUCGAAAUCUGCAUCUGAAGCGAUGAACACCGAAGCAGGCUCAAUGGCUUUCACGAAGAUGUUGAAAUCUAGUGAUAGGUCUCGAGAAGGUGGUUCAGAUACUCAAAUUUACGGUACGCAUGAAGAUGGCGUUCACGACGUCAAGAUGAUGCGCGAGACAGAAACCAAAAAGCGCUUUAUUACCGUUCAUCUGAAGAAUUUACAAUCCACACUAUUUCGUUUUCUAUGCAGCAUCUUCCUCGUUAGCUUAUCCCACGACUUGAUCAAUUUUUGGACCAAGACCGCAGAAGAAAAUCCAUUGCCCGACCUGCCUAUUCGAAAUCUCAUACCAGCUAUACGAGAGGUAAAACACAUGAUCAUGGAUGACAUUCGAGAAAUCUCAACGGAAGACCUAGCAAAUAUCCGCCAAAGAUGGACUGGUUCAGUUUAUAUGUACCAGAGUAAAUGGAGACAGGCGGUUGAAGAUCGCGCUGCAAUUGAGAGAGAACUUCAAGGUUUCGAGAAGCAACUAGAUCUUUUUGAUCGAGAGUGGAACAAUCAAAAUAUCCAUUCGUCGUCACAGCCUGUGAAGUUCGUCGCCGCCGACUUCAAGAACCUCAAGUCUCUAGUAGAGAAUAACAUGGAGACACUGAAAGAGAUGUUUCCAGAAUAUCCAUCUCUUGAAAAGGCCAUUGAUUCGGCACUGAGAAUGGAGUUUCCAGACUUGCAAUCUCUUGAUCAGGAUAUUCUUUUGUCGGAAAUGCUUGACUUCCUCACCCUUCACAAUGAAGACCAUCACCUCUCAACUGAUAUACCUUCUACAGACAAUUUAAAUAUCUCGCAGGCCGCCGUGGAGAACGAUGCUUCUUCCAUCACAUUCGGAACUCACGAGGGAAAUUCCUCACCCCCAGUUUUUAUCGAGCAAGUCGAGGAAAUUGACACUUCACUUCAAGCCACAACUGGAUCUGGAUCUGUAUCCCUGGUUUCUGUUGAGCUGGCUGAGAAAUUCGAGAACAUCGAAGCUCCACUCCCAGUCACAUCUGAACCUACAUCCCCAUCUUUAGCCCGUAGCGACUCUCCAACAAUUGGCCACAAAUUUUCACACCGAGAAAUUGUAGGUAUUAUUCCAGCCAGCCCCAGCCCCAACCCCAGCCCUUCUCUCAGCCAAUCCAGCCUUGAGCCAGAAGAAUCUUUCGGGUCCAAGAGUCCCGAGCUACUACACACCGAAAUCCACCUAACUCGCACAUGGGAACUCAUCCAGAGAAUCCACGAACUGCAAGCUCUGAUCGAACAUUCCGAACAUGAUCCUGUAUCAACAUCAAAUAUUCUCCAUCCUUCUCACCAGCUAAUGGAAGACUGGAAGAUGGAGAGAGAGCAAAUAUUGAUGCGAAAUGAGGUGAUUCGCAAACAGCUGAAUCUGGAGGGACGUCCGGGACAGCGGUUUUUGGAGAGGGCUAUAGCUGUUUGUGAUGAGGAUUUUGUGAAGCUUUUACAAAUACCUGUGCGUGAUCGUUCUGGGAAUAUUGCUCAGGUCGCUGAAAGAGAAAUGUUGGAGGUUGAGAAUGACGGGAUAGUUAAGGGUAAAGGAAAGGUAGUUGAGCUGUAUGCUGAGAGUGAAAAUGAUUAUGACUCAGAUGAAUGGUCCAUGCUUAGUGCAUAG
Molecule: messenger RNA, 2769 nt
Organism: Sclerotinia borealis F-4128
Lineage: Eukaryota; Fungi; Ascomycota; Leotiomycetes; Helotiales; Sclerotiniaceae
Source: the annotation of a GenBank genome assembly